Messenger RNA from Paralichthys olivaceus (Japanese flounder), 3225 nucleotides. It is a transcript of the gene chrna3, whose product is annotated as cholinergic receptor, nicotinic, alpha 3. The record is from RefSeq and is a predicted model, not a curated record. Gene Ontology annotation, cellular component: neuron projection; synapse; plasma membrane. Lineage: Eukaryota; Metazoa; Chordata; Actinopteri; Pleuronectiformes; Paralichthyidae. Gene Ontology annotation, biological process: monoatomic ion transmembrane transport; regulation of membrane potential; nervous system process. Gene Ontology annotation, molecular function: transmembrane signaling receptor activity; acetylcholine-gated monoatomic cation-selective channel activity.
GGAGCAGAUUCAUUUUGCAUUGGUCAAGUGAAACAGGAUGAAAACCAGUUUGUGCAUCAUUGAGCUCACAUGUUUCUUCCUUCUGUUUCUUCUGUCAGGAGGCUCGUGUUCAGAUGCAGAGCACAGGCUCUUCUCUGUGAUAUUCUCCAGCUACAACCAGUACAUACGCCCAGUGGAGAAUGUGUCUGACCCAGUCAUUGUGCAGUUCGAGGUGUCCAUGUCACAGUUAGUCAAAGUGGAUGAAUUAAAUCAGAUCAUGGAGACCAAUCUGUGGCUGAGACAUGUCUGGAAUGAUUACAAACUGAGAUGGAAUCCAAAAGAUUUCGGAGGGGUUGAGUAUAUCCGCGUGCCAUCCAACAGGAUAUGGAAGCCAGACAUUGUGCUGUACAACAAUGCAGUUGGAGAUUUCCAGGUUGAUGACAAAACAAAGGCCUUGCUCCGUUACAAUGGCGACGUCACCUGGAUCCCUCCGGCAAUUUUCAAGAGCUCCUGCAAGAUCGACGUCACGUACUUCCCCUUCGACUACCAAAACUGCACCAUGAAAUUCGGCUCCUGGACCUACGACAAGGCCAAGAUCGAUCUGGUGCUAAUUGGCUCCACCAUCAACCUUAAGGACUUCUGGGAGAGCGGCGAGUGGACGAUCAUCGACGCCCCUGGUUAUAAACAUGACAUUAAGUACAACUGCUGCGAGGAAAUCUACACAGACAUCACUUACUCUUUGUACAUCCGCCGACUGCCUCUUUUCUAUACUGUCAACAUGAUAAUCCCAUGUCUGCUCAUCUCCUUCCUCACCGUGCUCGUCUUCUACCUGCCAUCUGAUUGUGGUGAGAAGGUCACUCUGUGCAUCUCUGUUCUACUUUCUUUAACCGUCUUCCUGCUGGUUAUUACCGAGACCAUCCCUUCCACAUCACUGGUCAUACCCUUGAUUGGAGAGUACCUCCUCUUCACCAUGAUCUUCGUCACCCUCUCUAUUGUCAUCACUGUUUUUGUCUUGAACGUCCACUACCGCACAUCACAGACCCACACGAUGCCCUGUUGGGUGCGGCGUGUGUUCCUGGGACUGCUCCCUCGAGUGAUGUUCAUGACCAGGCCAGAGAGGGACCCAGAGAAGUUGGUGGUGGCCGACAGCGUUCACACAAUGCAUGCCAGACCUUGCACCAUUCAUUCGUCAGGCACUCUGCAGAAACAGCAGAGGCCUCAGGCCCUGGCCUCCAGCGUGGUGUCCAGCCUGACCAACCGUCAGCGGCUUUUCAACAACACGGAGCUCUCCAACCUCAAUAACCUGAACGCAGACCCUGGAAAAGAGGCAAGCUCUGGGUUCUUGUGCUAUGAGGGCCGCUGCAACUGCUGCUGGCACCAGAGAUCCAGCAAACUGCCUGCAGACUCUGGGGGAGGGAGCGGCGGACUGGAGUGCCUGGCGGCGCUGACAGGAGGAAAUGCUGGGUUGGGAGGGGGGAGUCAAUGCUCCAGCUCCGAGUCUCUGGAUGGAGGAAUACUGUCCCUUUUGCCGCUCUCUCCUGAGAUCAGGGAGGCCAUUGAGAGUGUCAAAUACAUAGCAGAGAACAUGAGACUGCAGAAUGAAGCAAAGGAGGUUCAGGAUGACUGGAAGUACGUUGCCAUGGUGAUUGACAGGAUCUUCCUGUGGGUUUUUGUCCUUGUGUGUAUCCUGGGAACAGCUGGACUCUUCCUCCAGCCUCUUUUACUCUUGGAGGACAUUUGAGUCACUUUGACAAAACUUCCAACUUGAGAAUGUUGAACUGCACAGCAGCCGUUACUUAUACGUGAUAUAUAUGUAAAAAUCAAAUUUCCGGUAAAUGGUGAGUUGAUGACCAACAAUCCAAAACUCAGAUGAAAUAUGUUGAUGGUGCCACGCUCAAAGACAAGGGAUGGAAAUAUUAGAUACUCAUGUUUUGUCAAAAGGUGACAUCAUGUGGUCAUUCUUUGAAACUACAAGUGACAAAAAAAGACUUUCUGGCUGUUUAAAGGGAAAUGUUACCUAUUUCAUCACAAGCUCUAUUGUAACAAUUUACUGAACAUAUUUGACGUUUUAAGAGACAUUUAAAGUAAAUGUACAUAAUUUACUCUUGUGGUUCCCACAUCUUUCUGUAAAUAAAUUGAAAUAGUUAAAGGCAGAAGAUGAUUCAAAUUCUGAAAUAGUUCAGAGACAAAAGCUGUGGAGUGUGGAUGCCAUUCGAUGGAGUCAAUGAGGCUCUGGUAAUCAGUGUGUUUCACAUACUCUGAGCCCCCUCGGAGCUAUCUCAGCUUAUUGGAUCACAAUCAAUAUGAAGAGCUAGUGACGAAGGAACUUAUCGGCUUCCUCUCCUGUCUUCUACUGCACAGUGGUUGCUGCAUCUAUAACAUCAGCUCAGUGCAUAUAUAUAAUCACAAGUCUGUUGACCCUGUGUUAAUACCAAACGAAAAAUUUCAACUAUUAUUUUUUACAUAUUUACAUUAUUUAUUUCUACGUUUGGUUUUAUUCUCAUUUCCAAAUUCUGUAAAGUGGCCUUGGUACCUCGGAAGUUGCAAUAUAAAUGUAAUUUAUCAUUAUGAUAAUUAUUAAUUUAAUGACUAUGUUGCUGUUAGGGGAAGGGGUCAACAUGUCACACAUCUUCAAAAAUGUAUUUAUGGUGUGAUUCUAUUUUUGUUCCAUUAGGGAUGGGUAUCACAGCCUCCAUGUACCCAGCACCCUGCUGGGGGCGCUGAUUGUCUGUACGUCACUGUGUGACUCUUAUCAAACAGCUAAACAUCCAAGCAGGUAGCAAGCUGUGUGAUUGCAGGUAAAUCCAGACAGACAUGCUCUCUGUCACAUCUGAUAACAAAGCCCCUGGCUGAGGAAUUUAAUUUUUGCACACUCAAAAACUAGAGGUGGAGAUCUCCCACUGAUAACUGUGAUAUACACCCUCAAAUAAAAAGUUUCUAAAGGUCAAAAAACUCUGCUGGUUACAUCCUGCAAAAGCUUCAAAAAGGAUGUUAAAGAGAAGCUUGUGUUCAGUGUCAUAUAUUUAAAAAUAAAUGCCUCACUGUUUUAGGGAACCUAUCUGGUGAGUUUUUUUGAAAAAUCAUUUCAGACGUCAUAAGCCACCAGAUAAUGCACAGGAUGUGGUUCAUUAUGGUUUCUGCACUGUGCUCUUUCAGCUUCUGUAGGUUUAGACAAUAACCUGAUGGGUACCUGUGCAGAGGGAGACAGUCACGGGUGUCACUUCACUUACAGUCAUGAAUAAAAUC